AUGGCCGACGUAGCGACGAAGCGGGGUGUAUUGAUCGAUUUUGACCUGGCCCGGAUUCAGCGCGAUGACCCCAGUGCGACUGGACGGGAGCGUACGGGCACUGUUCCAUUCAUGGCUGUUGAUUUUUUGACGCAGAAGUAUCUUGCUGGUCAGAUUGCCCACCUCUACCGCCACGACCUUGAAUCAUGCAUAUGGGUUUUGGGCUAUACGUUAUUGUCGGAUGCAGUUCCCGAUGUCAAGGCCUGGGACACGGGGCAUUUCAAGCAGUGCAGAAACAACAAACUUGCUUUCUUAAUGGACUUGAUGAGACACUCUGCGUCAGGCGCCAAAAAAUCUAUGUGGGAGAUGUUCGGUAACCACGCCCUUCAUUGGCUGAAGAAAUUAUUACAGCGCGUGGAUGAUGCCGCAUAUCAGCGUGCCACGCGUAACACUCAAUAUGAAGGAACCCAUGACGAACUCUCAAGCGAGGAUGAGAGGGUUUUGGAGCGGUGGAUGAGCAGCACUCUGGAAGCAGCCUCCGCGAUCAUUCAAGACUUUGAGAAAUUCAUGCACUCGAAAUUGGCACAUUUAGGGUUUGCUCCACUCACACAGGAUCAGCUGUCAGCUUCGUCCUAA
Fibroporia radiculosa is the source of this 615-nucleotide messenger RNA. RefSeq lists its product as uncharacterized. The transcript has a single exon. NCBI's taxonomy places the organism in Eukaryota, Fungi, Basidiomycota, Agaricomycetes, Polyporales, Fibroporiaceae. The record is from RefSeq and is a predicted model, not a curated record. Bases 1 to 615 code for a protein of 204 amino acids.